This is a messenger RNA of Morone saxatilis (striped sea-bass), 5626 nucleotides long. RefSeq names its product transmembrane protein 168a (gene tmem168a). Bases 351 to 2432 code for a protein of 693 amino acids. The record is from RefSeq and is a predicted model, not a curated record. The transcript is spliced from 6 exons. Lineage: Eukaryota; Metazoa; Chordata; Actinopteri; Moronidae.
CCAAGCUUUAUGACACGUUUACUUAGCUUGUUUAGGCGCUCAUCAAUGUGUAUUAACCAUAGUGUUAUGUUCAAGUCUGGCAAGUCAUACUGUGGCUUAUUAUUCGCCCUUGCAUUCUCCUAUUAAGCCAUUUAUUAGGUUAGAAAGCAGGAAAUGAAGAUACAUUUGGUUACUGGACGAGAAUGAAGCUCACAUCAACUGAUUCGUCUGGACAUGAGGGUUGAUUUUGGAGAAUGUCAUCCAGAGGCGUAGUCCUCCAUUUGCGAACCAUCUGUACAAGUCUAGAGAAAGUGACUGGAGUAAACUGACUGACUUCAACUGCAUUUGGACACCUUGUUUUCGGGUCAGCCAUGGCUCGGGAGGAAGAGGAAGAGGGGCUGACAGUCGAUGCACCCAAGGAGGUGGACGUGUUUACAUCAGUGCGCUGCCUGGGUUACCUGUCCAGCGUCAACCUCCUUGUGGCGGUGUGCGUUGGCAUGUACGUACGCUGGGAGGUGACAAGUGAACCAAUGAUUCUGGUCAUCUUCAUCCUGGGCCUCUUCGUCCUGGGGAUAGCCAGCAUCCUUCAUUACUACUUUGCUAUGGAGAAAGCCAGUCUCAGCUUAUUCCAUUUGUGGUUUGGCUUUUUGCUCGGCCUUCUGUGCUUCCUCAACAGCCCCGCGUUGGAUUCAAACGUCAAGGAACUGGUCGCCAACUAUCUCCUCUUAGCCUGUGUAAUCAUGAAAACAGUGUGGGCUGUAACUGAGCGAAUAUGCAGCUCCGUCCGAUACAAACCCAGCUUGCUAACAUCAGCUGAGUUGCUGGAGCUCCUGGGAUUUGGCAUUGCCAGCACUGCCAUGCUUCUUCACAAUUCAGUGGCCAUAAUAGGCUUGGUAGUGGCCCUGGGGGCUCUCAUUGUGGACUUAAGGAUGAAAUCCCUCCUGGCUUUGCCCAACCUGGUCAGUUUUGCCUUGGUUACCUCUCUUGUGUUUUUCCAGGCCUUAGGCAUUACUGCCAACCCUUAUGCCUUAGGGUGCUACGUUGGCAGGCUGCUGUGUGAGCCCGUGCUGGAUGUGUACUUCAGUGGGCUUGGGUCCACUGAGCGCUGGAUACCUGUGCUCUCCAUGGGGAGGGUGUGGAGGAGGCUGUCCCUGCUGCCUCUGAGUCUGGCUGAGCUGGCCUUCUUUGUCCUGGCUGCCUUAAAGCUUGGCCACUUGGAGCUGUGGUAUUUGGUGAUCCCAGGCUUCUGCCUGUUUGGCCUUUUCUGGUCCAUCUGCCACAUAAUCCUGCUGAUCACAAUCUGGGGCUUCCACACCAAGUUGAGUGAAUGUCAAAAGGCCUGGCGGGCCCAGAGAUCCGGUAGCCGGAGUCUCGACCAAGUCAUGGCCUCCAGGGGCAUCCGUCACUUCUGUCUCAUUUCAGAACGUCUGGUGUUCUUUAGUAUGCUGUCAACGGUCAUACUGGGAGCUGUAUCCUGGCAGCCCUCCAACGGUCUCUUUCUCAGCGCUCUGCUGGUGGUGCUGCCUUUGGAGUCUCUGGCCCACGGCUUGUUCCACGAGCUCGGCAGCUGUCUGGGGGGAACCUGUGUUGGCUAUGCCCUGGUCAUACCUACUGCUUACUGCAGUGCUGAUGGCCAGCCCACUCUUCUACCACCUGAGCAGGUACAACAGCUGAACCUGCGCUCUACAGGUAUGCUGAACAACGUGCAGCGCCUCUUCUCCCACCACAUGAUCCAGACGUUUGGCUGUGACUACUCCACCAGUGGUGUUACACUUGAGGCCUUGCAGACAAAGCUGCGCAACUUUCUGGAGCUACGUACAGAAGACGGGCCACGUCAUGACACCUAUCUGAUUUUCUACAGUGGGCACACACACAAAGGCACUGGCGCUUGGGCCCUGGCCGGGGGUGAGAGCCUCCGCCUUGCCGAGCUGCUGGAGUUGUGGAAGGAGAAGAACGCCGGCCACUGCUCCCGUCUCAUCCUCAUCCUGGACACCGAAAACUCCCUCCCCUGGGUGAAGGAGGUGCGCAGGAUGGAGGGCGUCUAUAUAGCCGUGCAGGGGGCUGAGCUGUCCGCCACCAGGGUGGACCCAGAGGCCGGUGACAUCGCCCUCAUCGGGGACUUCACCUCCGAGUGGGUGGAGUUCAACUGCAACCCAGACAGCGACAACCAGUGGUCAGAUAAGGGAAGGACUGUGACGGCUAUGUACGGCGUGUCCAAACGCUGGAGCGACUACACGCUUCACCUGCCCACUGGAAGUGAUGUGGCCAAGCAUUGGAAGACCCACUUCCCCAGGGCUAUAUAUCCCAUGGUGCACCUCUCAAACUGGUGCUGUGGCCUCAACCUGUUCUGGUUAUGUAGUGUGUGUCUGCGCUGCUUCAGGAGGUGUAAACUAGCUUGGUUCCCACCAGCUGUAUUGGACACUGGGCAGGGCAUUAAACUGGUGCACUCUUAGAAAUAAGGGCGACAUGUACAUUUUGAUUUUGGUAUAAUAUGUUUUGAUAGCUGGGUACGAGGUGUCUAUAGGAAGAGGGAAAAAGCUGGUUAUACCCCAUCAGUUAAAUGUGGCCUUCUGUCAGAAAGGUAUUUUUGCAUCUUGUUUAAUUAAUGUGAUGCCAAGACAUUGUGCUGAUAAUUUUAUAGAAAAACACCGGCUCAGUGUUAUAUUGUGUAACACAAAAUGAGGGAGUGAAAAGCCAAAUAAUAUAACCCCUUGCUUUUUUGAUGAUCUCAAAAACAAGUGUUAUCACAAUUACAGUGGGUAAAAAAAAGAUUUAUAUUUCGGUACUGUGUUAAGUUUUUGAACACUAUUUUUCUAUUACUGCAUCAUUAUUUCUUUUGAAAGGUCUGGUUGAUUUUUAUGUUAAAUUUUUUUCAGUGCCACAUUGUCUUAAAGUGCCUUACAAAUGGAUUUGGGGUCACCUUUAAAAUGGAAGUUUUUCAUAUGUAAAUGUAUAUAUAUAUAUAUAUACCCUUGCCUUGCCUCUUAUUUAUAUUCAGAGGAUUUAGCUCAUGCUCUUAACUUAAAUUAUGUGAGCAGGGAGUGUCUUCCUAAAACCUUUCAACAAGAUAGACGAAAUGUUGGGCUGAACUCAGUGACCCUCUGGUUACAGUCCAACCACGAGGCCAACCCGUCACUCUCACUGUGGGAUCUUUUCCUCAUCACUUUCAAACAGCAAGUUUCAGUUUAGAUAUACAUUUAUUCCUGAACUGAACAAAGGCUGCGAGACAGAAUAUCAUCACUAGACAAUGGCUCUGUAUUGUGCCUCAAGCUGUUUAUUUACAGUAACUAAUUCAAUUUGAAGUCAUUUGCUCUGUACAAACACGACAUUCAGGUUCUGUAGCUGUUCUCCACGCUGUGAAACAGUGACUUGUCAAUGCAAAACGACAAAUCGAGAAGCUUCCAAUGCUUUUUAUGGGUGCACUGACCUGAAGAACUCAUAUUGACCAUCCUUUGUUUCCUACUUUAUUUGCCAUGUUGGAGCUCUCCCCCACACUUCCCUUAACUCUGGAGUGUAUUGCUGCCUUAACGUUUGUGUUUCCAAGAGGACAAGUGGCAUUUUCCACAUGUAAUUCCCCAUGUGCCUCUCGAGUUAUGCCUGAAAAUGUAAAAAAAAUUAAACUUGGAUAAUAAACUGAUUGCUGUCUGAUGUAGUUGCAUGAGAAAUGUAGGGAGAGAAUACAAGUGCAUGCAAGUUUAAUUAAAUGGAAAUAGCCAGGCGCAUUUAUCAUGGCUGGCUUUACAGACGCUGAACAAAUACAGACUCUGCUCUGUGGAAACACUAGCAUCGCCCGGCAAAUAUUAGGACAGUGAGCUGAAGGAAAAAAAAAUUAGAGUGUAAAGGAAAAAUGAAACAAUACAUGACACAGUAUCUCUGAGGGAUUUGCUCACCGUGCUUUCACCUCAGUUAGUAGCAGUGCCUGGCUGGACAUGUGUCCAAGGCGCUGCUGGGUAUUUCACUGGUCUCAGAAAGCAGGGCUGAGCAACGUUUCAUAUCAGCUUUCAUCCAUAACAUGCAACAGGAUAAAGCAGAGGAGAAAAACGGCGUGAACCAAAGAAACCUUUCACCACGUCUUAACUCGCUGUUCUUAGGUGCUGUAAAUAUCAAACCAUUAGGCAGGUAUGAGCAAUAAGCUCAGCAUUCACAGUGGCAAUUAGUGAAAAAGAGACAAGUAUAAAUGCCCUGUUGUGUGGGCGUUCUUUUCAUUGCUGUAGCCUGCAAGCUGUGGUUAUAGCUAAAGUCAGGGACUCAUGUAUAUAGCGGGAAUCAUUUAUGAGAAUAUUAGAUUACGGGCCGGAUUCAUCUCCUAAACUGGAUUAGAUAAUAAAAGAGUCAGCCGCCUCUGAGGCCAGUGUGGAUGUGCUGAGUCAGAGCCCUACGCAUGCACUCUCAAACGCACACACAUCAACACAGAUACAUGCGUAGAGGCAGCCGCGCGCACCAAUUCUCCACUGCCUUUCACUGCUCCUGUUUCCCUCACAGCCGAGUCUCUCGUCUGUGGGUAAUUACAGCCUGUCAUGGGGCGUUACCUUCUAAUGCAGGCAAAGUGAUGUGCCUGACGCUUGCCUGCAAUUUAUUUUGGGGAAAUAAAUGUGCUUUUAUAGCCCAAGUUGAAUCUUAGCACUGGGACUGGAGCAGCAAAUACAUCAGCUGUUCCUCUAUUAUUGUUUAUUCAAAUCCAUCUGUAAGCACUGUGGGGGGUGGCAAUUUUAAGGCUUUUUCUUGAAUACAAUUCCUUAAAAAGUGUUUUGAGCCAGUUGUUUGGUGUUUAACCAUUGGUCUAUUCAUUAUUGUCUUAAAGAAUGUCUGAUCUCUGCAGGGAAGACUUGGUUUGAUAAGUAAUAAUUGGCUUUCAGUAACUAAAAUGAGCUUAGUGUGCUGCCUUUUUUUCCUACCAAACCACCCUCUAUCACUUCUACACUUCAGCGACAUCCAGCAGGCAUUCAUUUUCAGCUAAAUGUACUAGAACCAGAUAUAUACAUAAAUGCUGAAUGUCCCCUUUUCUCUUCCCCUCCUGGAACAGAAGGAGUAAUGGGAUGAGAGAUUACAGAUUCAGCAGCAUCGCUGUUCCAACUUUUGUGCCCUGCUUUUCAGGAGGCCUGCUUGCUGUGGCUCGCAGUGGGUCCGACAUUGAAAUGUCAAAGCCAUUAUCUCAAAUUACAAGGGCUGAGGAUGCGUUUAGUGGCCGUUUAACCGUGCAACGCUCCCUACUAUGCAGACAAUCAUUUGGAAGAGGCUGCCAGAAUCUGCCUGUUCUCAGACUUCUCUUUCAACAUAGUACUUUCUCUGAAACCCAUAUGGUCAUUUAAUAUUAAAUAGUAUGCAUCAGACACUACAUUAUAUGGCAGGAACAUGCACAUGAUUAACUUCCUGCCAUGGUUUUGGAAGAGAAUAUGUGGCUAUUUUGGACCUGUAUCUGUCUUCUCUGGAGAACAGUACUUGUAGAUAGUUAAAAGAAUAGUUUGCUUGCGCUCAGCUUUCUUAUUAGGACAUGAAAUGUGAUUAUCACCAAAAUAGCGCAGCUUAGUCAGCGUCUACAAUAAAAACAAGUCUACAUCCCGCACGGAGGAAGGUGGCCAUGUUUAUUUUCUGCUUUAGAAUGUAACCGCCAUGAAACAAUUUGAAAAUAAAGCUUUAUUCACCGCUU